AUGAAUGUAAACCAGCACACUCCAAUGGCCUCUCCGUACGGCCAGCCCCAGCCUGGCUACGGGCAGCCCAGCUACGCUCCCCUGGAUGGGGGCUACCCUGCCCCUUACGCACCUUACAACGGCCCUGCUUCGGCCUAUCAGCCCGGCGUCCCGCCACAAGGUUAUUCUCCUUUCACAAGCUUUCCCUCUAAGGCUGUGGCAGCCCCCCCAGUCUCUGACCUCUCCUCUCCUCUUGAUCUAGGUCCAACACGGGGCCCCCCCACCUCGGCCCCCCCUCCUGCCUCAGCCCCUCAACAGUAUAACCAGUACACCCAAAGUCAAGGGGACGUGCAAAAUGGCCCCCCUCCGAUGACACAGGCCCCACCCAGGCCUGCUGCGGCCCAGCCUUACAGCCAGGGACACAUGAACGUGACGGGGCCGCUCCCUUCCUAUCCGCAACACUACGGGCCUCCACCCCCCAUGCAACAGGUCAACAAUCAGAUGACGGGGAUGCAGAUCUCGUCUGGACCACCAACCCCUGCAGGGCCAGGAUACGCUCCUCCUCACAGCUCCCAGCCUCCCAUCAGUACGGCUUACUCCGCCGCACCGCAGCCCUCCUACACCCAGGCUCCUCCUCCCGCAUCGUCUGCUCCCACUCAGCCUCCCCCCCUAAGUGGUCCUGCAGCUUCUCAGCAGUACUACGGAGGCCCACCGCCUCCUUCUCAGCGGCCAUUCGACGCCUCCGCUCCCCCCACCACCCAGCAGCAGUUCAGCUCUUCUGUCCCGCCACCAGCCUCCCAGCAGACUUUUCCCCCCUCCUCUUUUUCGGGUCCCAUGCCUCCCCCCACUCGCCCCCAGGCUCCCCAGGUGUCCCAGCCUCAGCCGCCCUUCCCUACCCCUCAGUCCACCUUCCCAUCAGCGCCACCGCCUGUUAGCCAACCCGGCUUUGCCGGCGGUCCACCUCCACCCGCCCAAGGCUCCUUUCCGCCUCAGCCGACACCGCCUUCCUCUCAGCCGGGGUCUUUUCCUCCCCCCGGUCCUCCCCCCGCCUCAGUUCCCUCGGGUCAGUGCAACACCUCCAUGACUCAGCAGCAGCAGCCCCCUCCAUCCCAGCCAUCGCCCUACCACUCAGGACCCCCGCCUCCCAGAGCUCAAAUGCCCCCCACUUCCAUGGGACAGAGCCACCACCUGCCUCCAGGACCGCAGGGCCCUCCGGGUCCUCCGGGGUCCCUUUCACAGCCUCCUGCUCAGCCCGGCAUGCAGACCGGAUAUCCUCCUCAACAAAAUGGUGCAUUUGGGCCGGCGCGAGCCCCCCAGCCUGGAUAUGCCGGUCCUUAUCCUGGACAGCAGAACUAUGGAGCCCCUGCACCACCCCCCGCUGCACAGAAAAGACUUGAUCCAGAUGCAAUCCCCAGUCCGCAAGCGUCUGACAUGCCGGCUGUGCAGAAAUCAAGACAUAGAAUAGAUCCAGAUGCUAUCCCCAGCCCAAUCCAGGUAAUAGAAGACGACAAGGCUAAGACCACCGAGGCAUUCACCACGGGGAUCAGGGGUCAGGCCCCGCCUCUGGUCACAACCGACUUUCACGUCAAAGAUCAAGGAAACGCCAGUCCCAGGUUUAUCCGCUGCACGGCCUACAAUAUGCCUUGCACAUCCGAUAUGGCCAAGCAGUCCCAGGUCCCACUGGCCGCCGUCAUCAAGCCCCUCGCCACGCUGCCCCCAGAUGAGGCCCAGCCAUACAUAGUCGACCACGGCGAGGCUGGUCCGAUCCGUUGCAACCGAUGCAAGGCCUACAUGUGUCCGUACAUGCAGUUCAUAGAGGGAGGCCGUCGCUUCCAGUGUGGCUUCUGCAGCUGCGUCACAGAGGUGCCUCCACAUUACUUCCAGCAUCUGGACCACACCGGUAAGAGAGUGGACUGCUACGACAGGCCGGAGCUGUCCAUGGGGUCCUAUGAGUUCCUGGCAACUGUUGACUAUUGUAAGAACAACAAGAUUCCUCAGCCUCCAGCCUUCAUCUUCCUCAUCGACGUGUCCUACAACGCGGUGAAGAGCGGCAUGGUCAACAUAGUGUGUAAUGAGCUCAAGAGUCUGCUCGAUCUCCUGCCCAGGGAAAACCCAGAAUUGGACUCUGUGGUGCGGGUGGGUUUCGUCACCUACAACAAGGUGUUGCACUUCUACAACGUGAAGUCGACCCUCGCCCAGCCCCAGAUGCUGGUCGUGUCAGACGUGUCGGACAUGUUCGUGCCGCUGCUCGACGGGUUCCUGGUAAACGUGAACGAAAGCCGGCAAGUCAUCGAGAGUUUAUUGGACCAGAUCCCAGAGAUGUUUGCAGACACCAGGGAGACCGAGACGGUCUUUGGACCCGUCAUCCAGGCAGGACUGGAGGCCCUGAAGGCGGCCGACUGUGCCGGGAAGCUGUUUGUGUUUCACACCUCGCUGCCCAUCGCAGAGGCUCCUGGAAAGCUGAAAAACCGAGAAGAUAAGAAGCUAAUCGGGACCGACAAGGAGAAGACUCUGUUCCAGCCGCAGGUCGGAUUCUACAACAACCUGGCGAAGGAGUGCGUCGCCCAGGGCUGCUGUGUGGAUCUGUUCCUCUUCCCCAAUCAGUACGUUGACCUGGCCACGCUGGGAGUGGUUCCUGUCUCCACUGGAGGUUCCAUCUACAAAUAUACCUAUUUUCAGGCUCAGGCAGAUCAAGAGCGAUUCCUGAACGACCUCAGACGGGACGUUCAGAAACCAGUCGGGUUCGAUGCCGUCAUGAGGGUGCGGACGAGCACAGGGAUCCGAGCGACAGACUUCUUUGGCUCGUUCUUCAUGAAUAACACCACGGAUGUGGAGCUGGCGGGCCUGGACUGUGACAAGGCCGUCACUGUGGAGUUCAAACACGACGAUAAGCUCAGCGAGGAGACGGGAGCCCUCAUGCAGUGUGCCGUGCUGUACACCAGCUGCAGCGGCCAGAGGCGCCUGCGCAUCCAUAACAUGGCGGUGAACUGCUGCUCGCAGCUAGCCGACCUCUACCGCAACUGUGAGACGGACACAAUCAUCAACCACUUGGCCAAAUACGCUUUCAGGGGCAUUACCAACAACCCCACCAAGGCUGUGAGGGACACUCUGGUCAACCAGUGCGCUCAGAUCCUGGCCUGCUAUAGAAAGAACUGUGCAAGUCCAUCGUCUGCUGGUCAGCUCAUCCUGCCGGAGUGCAUGAAGCUCCUCCCCGUGUAUCUGAACUGCGUGCUGAAGAGCGACGUCCUGCUGCCGGGAGCCGACGUCUCGUUGGACGACAGGGCUUACCUCAGGCAGCUGAUUGGCUGCAUGGACGUCGCAGAGACCCACGUGUUCUUCUACCCGCGCCUGCUGCCAGUGAUGAAGCUGGAAAGCGAGUCUUUGCCCGUGGCGGUGAGGGACUCCGAAGAGAGGCUGUCCAAGGGCGGCGUUUACCUGAUGGAGACGGGGCUCCACCUCUUCCUGUGGGUGGGGGCCAGCGUCCAGCAGGAGCUGCUCGUCAACAUCUUCGGCACGCCGAGCUUCAGCCAGAUCGAUCCCAACCUGACGAGUCUGCCUGUCCUGGACAACCCGUUCUCACAAAGACUCAGAGAGAUCGUGGACUCCUUCAGAGCGCAGCGGUCCCGAUACAUGAAGCUGAUGGUGGUGAAACAGGAAGACCGAUCCGAGCUGAUCUUCAAGCACUUCCUAGUGGAGGACAAGAGCGCCAGCGGGGGAGCGUCAUACGUAGACUUCCUGUGUCACAUGCACAAGGAGAUCCGCCAGCUUCUCAGCUAAGGAUCCCAACGAGCUCCAAAAACUCCUCCACCC
This is a messenger RNA of Fundulus heteroclitus (mummichog), 3789 nucleotides long. RefSeq names its product SEC24 homolog C, COPII coat complex component (gene sec24c). The record is from RefSeq and is a predicted model, not a curated record. Gene Ontology annotation, cellular component: COPII vesicle coat; endoplasmic reticulum exit site. Gene Ontology annotation, molecular function: SNARE binding; zinc ion binding. Lineage: Eukaryota; Metazoa; Chordata; Actinopteri; Cyprinodontiformes; Fundulidae. Gene Ontology annotation, biological process: COPII-coated vesicle cargo loading; endoplasmic reticulum to Golgi vesicle-mediated transport; intracellular protein transport.